AAUCGUUGCUGAUUUUAGAGCCUUCAUUGUUACAUUGAAAGAGCAAGCACCCCAAUUUAACAAUGAAGCUGCCGCCCUCUCUCCCACAUCUCCACGCCUCAAUCAAGAUACGGAAUUAUUUUCAAAUACAAUAAUAUUUGGCAUGAACAGAGGACUUGCAGUUUUGCAACAUCUUUUCCCCAGUUUGGUGGGAUCCAGCCGUAGCUUCAAACAGACUUGUUAUUGUUGGAAUAGGAGACGGAGGUGUCGGAAACGCGAGUGGGCGUUUACUGAUGGAACCUCAAGGUCACGUGACCUAUCCAUGUGGAUAAAGCAAGGUGAAGCACCAUGUCAUCAUGUGUCACAAGCAGAUCUGCUGCCAAAAGGCCUGCAAGCAGAAAUGAGCCAUGUGCUAACAACAAGGAGCAGUCAGAUAUUAGUUGUAGUCUGUCAUCCCUAACUAUUGACUUAGGCAUGGAGUCUUUCAUCAUCGUGACUGAAUAUGACCAGAGUACCACAGGCAGCGACCUAGGACAAAAUGGGGAAGGAAUACCUGAAGAUGAACCUAUGCAAGAGAAUAAUGAAUUGGACAGAUCAUCAUGCGAUAAGGCUUUGGGAAGAUUAGAAAGAGCUCAAUCUGAAGAUAUUCGACAACCUAGAAUAAAACUAAGUAUGUCCAAUCGGAAGCUAUCUCUUCAAGAAAAGUCCAAUUUAACUCAGUCAUCUGCCAGCAGUUCAGCCAUUAAUGGACGUUAUAUAUAUCCUUCUUUGCCAUAUUCUCCAAUUACAUCGCCACAUUCUUCUCCUCGGUUGCCUCGUCGCCCAACAGUGGAAUCUCAUAGAGUGUCUAUUACAGAUCUACAGGACUGUGUGCAGUUAAACCAGUACAAAUUAAAAGAUGAAAUUGGAAAGGGUUCCUAUGGAGUUGUCAAACUGGCAUAUAACGAAGAUGAUAACACCUACUAUGCAAUGAAAGUCCUUUCUAAAAAGAAGUUGAUGAGGCAAGCUGGAUUUCCACGUCGUCCCCCACCUCGAGGUGCCAAAGUUGUUCCACAAAUCUCUGCACAGCCUAAAGGGCCUUUGGAUAGUGUGUACCAAGAAAUUGCCAUUUUGAAGAAGUUGGAUCAUCCAAAUGUUGUCAAACUAGUUGAAGUGCUCGAUGACCCCAGUGAGGACCAUCUGUACAUGGUUUUUGAGCUUGUGAAACAAGGCCCUGUAAUGGAGGUUCCAACUGAAAAACCCUUGUCCGAAGAACAAGCACGAUUCUACUUUCAAGACUUGAUUAUGGGAAUUGAAUUCUUGCACUAUCAAAAGAUCAUUCAUCGUGACAUUAAACCUUCCAAUCUCCUGGCUGGAGAAGAUGGCCAUAUCAAAAUAGCUGACUUUGGGGUUAGCAACCAGUUUGAGGGAACAGAUGCCCUUCUGACCAGCAGUGUGGGCACACCUGCAUUCAUGGCUCCUGAGACCAUUUCAGAAACCAGGAAGAAUUUUCAUGGCAAGGCUUUGGAUGUUUGGGCAAUGGGCAUCACGUUAUACUGUUUCGUUUUGGGGCAUUGCCCCUUCAUGGAUGAUCAGAUACUAAAUCUGCAUUACAAAAUUAAGAACCAGCCUGUGGAGUUUCCUGAGCAGCCAGACCUCUCUGAAGAACUCAAGGAUCUCAUUAUUAAAAUGCUAGAUAAAAGCCCAGAAACCAGGAUUACAGUUUCACAGAUCAAGAUACAUCCCUGGGUGACAAGACAUGGUGCUGAAGCACUUCCUACAGAGGAUGAGAAUUGUAUACUUGUUGAAGUUACUGAAGAGGAGGUUGAGAAUUCGGUCAAACAUAUUCCAAGCCUGGCAACUGUCAUUCUUGUUAAAACAAUGCUUCGAAAACGUUCUUUUGGGAACCCUUUUGAGGGAAGUAGGCGAGAGGAAAGAUCUUUGUCUGCGUCAGGAAACUUUCUUGUAAGAAACAAAUCAGGAAAUGUGAAAUACUGCUACUUGCAUAGUAGCCACAGGAAACAAGGUAGUGGGGAUAGUCUAAAGGGUCCUGAUCUACCAGAAGUUGGAGAAGAUGAGGUUCUGUCAUGAAGUUAAAAUGUAAUUAAAGGACAUUGUGCAUGUUCUUUGGGUUCUCCAGCAAGAAUGCAUCAGUUGCCAGAGGAUGACAGAUAUGUCAAAAACCAGAUUAAUGCAUUAGAAGAGAACUUCCUAAGGUAUAAGUUAUCAACAGCUGUCGAAUCACAGGUUUUAAUGUCUUUUGUGGUCUUGCAUGAAAAUGCUUUGAAAUGUUUCAUUGCCUCGCACACACGCAACUUAAACAUAGGGCAUGGAAAGUCAGUUUAUGAGUACAGCUGUUCAACUGGUUUUUAACAUUUUAAAUCUUUAUACAAAAUAACCUGCUUUCUUAAGAUAUUUCUGCUGUAUUUAAUUGAGGUAGUUGUGCAUGUUCCUUUCAGGUGUUCUGGGACCCAGAAUUUAUCCUCAAAAUGGAGGAGAUGUAGGUACUUGAAAACUGAUUUUGCCAUAAUAUUAACCAGAUGCAUAUUAUAGAAUGUUUACAAUAUUGGCUCAAUAUUCUGAUCUGCAUUUAAUUUUUCAACUCUGUAUGUACAAGUUAAUACCAAUUUGGCAGAACUGUUACAUUUUUUAAAAAAGUACCUUACACUUUCACCUUAACGUACAUUAGUUUGCAUGGUAUUUGAGGUUAGUUUAUAUUGAUGAUGAACUCAUUAAAAUACUUCGUAAAAUGUACUGCACUGAAUAUUGUGGAGACAUUUCAAUAUUCUGAUCCAUAUUCAUAAUUGCCACAAAUAAUUAAUUUCCUUCAGAGAUGUGCUAGACUUUUAGAUGAUCUGGAUUACAUAUUUACUGCAUUUGAUACUGUAUAUUAGUCAGUGUACAGGAUUUUAUCAUAGUACUGUUUUGUCCAGGGUUAAAUAUUGAAGGCUGCAAAGGUUUCUGUAAAAAAAAAACCUCCAUUUUAUGGGUAUGGUCUCCCAUAUUGAUUUUAAUGACCAAAGCAAAACCCUUUUCAAAAAAGUUGUUGUUUGAAAACAUGAUUUACAGUGCAAAAAAAAAACCACAGUAUUUUUUUAUCCAGAUGGUACUAAUAUACUGAUAUGCAACGUGCAUCAUUUAAUCAAUGGAAUGCUUUGGAAAAGGGCAAAUGCUUUCAUAAUACAGAAUCAUGAGAUUGUGUGGAAAUAGUUCUUAUUUGUAAAUGCAUGUUGAGGAAUACAAAUGAUGGUUUCUUGUGAACAGUUAUGUGAUUUUAAUGGAGUAUAUAUUACAUUUACAUGGAAACUUUAUGCUGUUAAUUAUCUCAUCAUCAAAGAGAAAGGAAAUAUGAAUUUGUAAUGUAGAAAAGCCAUGAUUGUCAUCUGCUUUACUUUGGGUAAAAUCUUGCCUACUUUAAGAUGCUCCUUAAAACCUACCUCUCCACGCAAGCUUUUAGUCAUUCAUUCUAAAAUCAUCUUUUGCUGAAUGUUUAUGUAUGACUAUUCCUGUGAAGCGCCUUAGUAUGUUUAACUGUGUCCAAGGCACUAUUAUUGUGAAUUGAAAAUGUUCACACUUUAAAAUUGAAGGACAUAGUGGCCUUUUAAUCUUCUUGUAUUGAUAAUUUAUCAGUGUUUAACUAAAAAUUACAAUUAUGCUACAUUGCAAUAUUUCUGAAAUGAAUUGCCAAAUUUAAUUUGUGCAUUUAAUAAACGUGAUUCUUGUGCUUAAGUUUUAUACAGUGGCCAAAUAUUAUUUAUGUACCUGUGGAAAUAGUAAUUAUACUGAAUUAUCAGUUAUAGCCUCGCACACUUAGAUGCUGCCUAAAUGUCUCUCAAACACUGUUCUGCUGUUUCAUGGUGAGCUUUCAUCCAAUAUUUCUUCACCAAAAGCUUUCAUGUUUUAUAAUAAAUAUGUAAAUUAAGUACAAAUAUUAUCUAAUAUCUUGAAAAACGGCCAUUAUUUUGGAAGCUGGAAACACUGCAUCUGUUGAAAUAGUCAACUUUUUAUUGGAGAUCACAUAGUGACAUUUGAGAAAAAUGUUAAGAUGUGUAACGGAUUACAUAGUGUAAUAGAUGUUUAUAAAAAUGCUUGUUAAGUAAUUUGUGUUGAGAAUUUAUGAUUUAUAGAAGUUAAGGCAAUCAUAAAACCUUUUGUAAUCUGUAUUAAACUGUGUGAUUUCAUCAAUAAAGCAUUUAUUAGGGUCA
Messenger RNA from Chiloscyllium plagiosum (whitespotted bambooshark), 4163 nucleotides. Its product is annotated as calcium/calmodulin-dependent protein kinase kinase 2-like. The record is from RefSeq and is a predicted model, not a curated record. NCBI's taxonomy places the organism in Eukaryota, Metazoa, Chordata, Chondrichthyes, Orectolobiformes, Hemiscylliidae. Gene Ontology annotation, molecular function: ATP binding; protein serine/threonine kinase activity. Gene Ontology annotation, biological process: CAMKK-AMPK signaling cascade; protein phosphorylation.